This is a messenger RNA of Aspergillus ibericus CBS 121593, 1378 nucleotides long. Its product is annotated as DUF614 domain protein. The record is from RefSeq and is a predicted model, not a curated record. NCBI's taxonomy places the organism in Eukaryota, Fungi, Ascomycota, Eurotiomycetes, Eurotiales, Aspergillaceae. The transcript is spliced from 3 exons. The coding region runs from base 179 to 1192 and encodes 337 amino acids.
AGAUCGGGGAGGGUUUGCGCCUCGCCGGUACAUGUAGAUCUUCACAGGACGACCGCAGUUGAGCGAACAAAGACCGAGAGCCAGACAUUAUCCUCCCUUGGAUAUAGCGCUUGGAGCUGUGAAAAGCCGAUAGAUGCUAUAUGCGAUCCAAGAGCAGAGGCUAUAAGUGACCGCCAAAAUGAACCAGCAACUACAUCUGAACACAUCCAAUCUGGGGGAGAAUCCAAGAUACUCAUACCUUGAAACCCCGUUGGAGAUGCAUGCUCCCAGUUCCCGACUCAGGAAUGAGGGCCCAACCCCAACAACGAUUUCAAACGCCCAGCCAGCAGAGAUACAGCCUGUCAUGGAGCAUUUCCAACCGCCUCUGAACGAGAAAUCGCAACAGUACCAGCAAGAUAUGGCUGUGUCUGGCUACCCUUGCGGACCCAAUCUUGCCCAGCAUCCAGCCAACUAUGCUCCGUACGCGGAUGAGGUUCAACAAGUCCAGCAUAACCCCAAAGUGGCCGAAUACUCAUAUGGAGAGCCUCCGCGAUCUCCGGGGCCUCUUCCGGUCAAAGUCAAUCCCGAGAUGUCCCAACCGUUAGCAAACCCACAACCCAUGGCUGUUGUGCCCGACACCAACCCUUUGCAAUCGCCCAAUCUACCACAGUUUCCCCCUCCAGUCGCCUCGGGGGCACCUGCGACGCCUGCGGGAGUUGACCUCAUGGCAUAUCAUCAGCCGGGUCAAAUCACUCAUCCUGAUCUGGAAAUUAGAGGAGGAUCGUGGCGCACGCACAUGUGCGGUUGCUCGGAUGUUGGGGUAUGCUGUCUUGGGCUGACAUGCCCGUGCAUUCUGUACGGGAGGACUCAAUAUCGUCUUUCAAGGAAAAUCAGAAGUGAGGAUCCGACGAAUAUGCUCGGGUACGAUGUGUGCAAUCAUUCCUGCACUGCCAUGGCGCUGUGUUGUGGCUGUCACUGGAUAUUUGCAACUCUCCAGCACCGUCGGACACGCAAGGUCUAUGGGAUCGAAGGGGAUAUUCUCACUGACUGCGUUCGAGCGACGUGCUGUACAUGCUGUACGCUUAUCCAAGAUGAAGCCGAGAUCAAGAAGCGAGAGGAGGAACGCGGGAUGUUCGCCAGAGCCACGGGGGCAGCUUUGGUAUCACCAUACAUGCCUCCUGUGCAGAUGUCGUAUGGUGCACCCCCGCGGUGACUGGACUAGCAUGGGCUUUUUGAGAUGAGCAUAGGUUGCGGAGUGCGGAUCUGUUGGAAUGAAGGUAAUGCCUGUACGACUGAUGUGGUUUCUAACCACUAUUAUCGACUUUGUUCUUCUGUCAACCUGUACUACCAUUCCUGCUUUACUGGGAGGCUGAUAUUUGUCCCAGAGCACCUUCUAGUA